Molecule: messenger RNA, 2203 nt
Organism: Scatophagus argus
Lineage: Eukaryota; Metazoa; Chordata; Actinopteri; Scatophagidae
Gene: mindy4b
Product: MINDY family member 4B
Exons: 15
Coding region: 722-2047 (441 amino acids)
Biological process (GO): protein K48-linked deubiquitination
Molecular function (GO): cysteine-type deubiquitinase activity; K48-linked deubiquitinase activity
Source: RefSeq, a predicted model, not a curated record
UGAGUCUUUGGACUGAGACGUUGUGUUUGGUCUUCUGGACUUUGAAGGAGGCGGAUAAGACAGUCUAACGAGGCCUCUCUUCAUCUUGUCCCCCGCGGUGACACAGACACUGUCUCAUCAGGAGCUUUGAAUCUGGACAUGCUGACAGAAGAGAGUGAAUCAAACAAUCCGGUCUGACAAGGACCUGGAUCCUCCUGUGAAGAACCCGACCACGAGGUCCCGCAGGGGGUCAGUGUCGUGUUGUUUCCAUCGUGUGUUUAAUGGUGGUGUCUUGUUCAAUAGGACGACCAAUUAAAGUCCAGGAUUUCAUCCGGAGGCUGGCAGACUGAGACUCAGCUGGACCUCCUUCAAACUGUCGGACGUCUUCACAUCAGACCCACCUGAGAGAAUCUGGACUGAUUUUACCAGAAAAUAUUUGGAGAAAAAAUUAAAGUUGGAAUCAAGUUAAAAUCAGGAAUUCAGUUUGUGGCUGUUUGGUGCCUUGAAGACACGACUGAGGGCAACAGGAACACACCAGCUGCGGCGUGCUGAGACCUGAUUGUGUGCGUGUGUGUGUGUGUGUGCGUGUGUGUGUGUGAGAUAAAAAGCUUCCUGUCACUCAGGUGAAGCUUCACUCUGAUCGGCUGCAGUUCCAUGUAAAGCGGGAUCAGGUGAUCUGGACCUUCUCCUUCACUUUGUGCUCCCUCAGAAACAAAACCAGUUCAACAGUGAAUCCAGGAAGAUGAGCUCGGAGCGGCAGGGGGAUUCAGAGCUCCAGCAGAUCCUGGUUCAGGUGUCUGACCUGCAGCGCUCGAGGCUGAAGUCCAAACAUGAGCUCAGACUGGUGGAUGUGGGGAAGGAGGAGGAGCAGGAGGAGGCUCCUCCACCCUGCAGGAACCUCCCACAAGUCUGCUCCAUCCCCAGGAGACUGGUCAUCUCCCCGGGCCUCGGAGGAGCACCAGUCACCCCUCAGCUGACGGAGAGCCUGCGCAGAGUUUUGUUCGGAGGAACGUUUCACGUCUUCAGCUACGAGUGGAGGAAGUCUUUCUUUCAGUUCAGAGAGCCGGACUCGGAGCUGUCCUACGCCCUGGAGACUGACAAGGGCGGGGCUCGGGCCAUUCAGAUGGUCGUCCAGGCUCGUAUCAUUAAAUACCUGCUGUUCAUCCGCCAGAGCGGCUCGGACCUGCGCAGUCUGUGUGACGCAGGACUGAGGGACCAGGACAGGGCGUUGGCGGCAGCCUUGUCUGACAGCCUCUGGUUGGCCGGCCAGGAGGUCAGUGCCACCGUUACCUUGGUAACCGAAGACUACUGCAUCACGCCGCACCUGGACUACAAGCUGGACAACUUCACAGAGAGGCUGCAGCUGUUCACGUUCAGCAAGAAAGAAGACGUCAGGAAGUUCAUCCUGGAGCACAUACAGUGUUUUAAAGAGGAGGGGAGCCACGGAGUCAUCCUGUUCCUGUACAGCCUCAUCUGCUCCCGCACGGUCGACAGGCUGAAGGAGGAUCUGGACUCCAGCACGUCCCACCUGCUGCACCUCAGCCUGGGGAACUUCGUCUGUCGUCAGGCCCUGCUGAACCUGCUGCUGACCGGCAGGGCCUGUCCCAACGUCUUCAACGGGACCGUGUGCUUUGGGGAGGACGGCCGGCCUCUGGAGCGCCCCCUGCAGGGCGUCCUGUCUCGCAGCGACGUGGGAUAUCUUCACUGGAGCCGAGAGCAGAUGGAGAGAGGCAGACUGCCACUGGUGGGCAGCAUGCUGAAGACCCCCAGGUUUCCGGUGUGGCUCUGCUGCAUCAACGGCAGCUACUCGGUGGUGUUCAGUGUGAACCGCUCGCUGCUGUCCGACUGGAAGAUGGAGCACAUGUUCCACCUGUACUACUACAACGGCCAGAAGUCGCAGCAGACCACAGCCAGACUGACUGUAGACACUCACUCUCACCACUGGGAGGCGUCGUCCACAGACUCCGACGGAGACCCAGAGAAAAGGUUUCCUUCGCUGGAGAUGACCAUCAGGACCAAGUGGGAGGGGGCCGUGAUAGACUGGAACGACACGUUACCUUUCUACUGAACACCUGACAGGAAGCCGAUUGUUCGCGACGAUGUGACGAUGAUGAAGAGGCCCGCAGCAGCAGAACCGGAUCUCCUCUGGUUUUCAGUGUUUGUUUGUCGUUUAGAUAAAUUUAAUACUUUUAAGACCAAAAAUAAAUUGAAGACUCAGUCAUAA